This is a messenger RNA of Symbiodinium sp. CCMP2592, 1386 nucleotides long. The record is from the annotation of a GenBank genome assembly. Lineage: Eukaryota; Dinophyceae; Suessiales; Symbiodiniaceae.
AUGGCGACCACAUUCGUGGAAAGGAUCCGUGCGGCCAAGAAUUGGACAUCGGCAGGCAUCAUCCAAUUGAUCGGUGAAGUCCAAAGCAUGGAGCUGCCAGAUGCCAUAAAGGAGAGCAUCCAGGAGGCCGUUGAGACAUGCCAGACCAACGAAGCCUCCCACAUCAAGCUCUCCAGUUGCGGCCAGAAGAUAGCCCAUGUGCCAGCAUACUUGACCACGGCGGAUUGGCAGGCUCUCGAAUCUGCCGUAUCCAAGGAUGACCAGAUGUCUGUCAUGGCCAAACGGCUCCGAGCAAUGGGCCUUACCUCCCUGAAGGAGAACACGGUGCACCAGGUGCUCGCCACCCUGCUCUACGUCAACCACAGCCGAGGCCAACCACAGAUGCAGCCGAGGGCCAUACAUUCCAUGGUAGACGACUUCCAGGCCAUCUUCCACGGCACGGCCAAGAUUGAGGCUGUGCCCAAACUGGCCACUUACUCGGAGGAUCCUCUCCAGAAUGGCGAGGCCUGGCUGAGCCAAGCAUACACGAAUGGCUGCAGUCCAGCCAAUAAAAAGCUUCCUCUGCAUGCUUGGUACAGGAAGGUGCCCAUGAGGAAGAACCAUCAUUUGCUGGUUGGCUAUCAUGCGGGCAGCCAAGCAGCAGUGCCGCCGGAUCCCAUGCUCGCCACAGCCGAGCCAGACAUGUGUACGGAGAAGCCCUGCAAUUCCAAGCCAAAGACUUUGCAGGAGUUUGAGGACCAGCACUUCGAGGAACUCAGGAAGAGGAAGCUUGAGGCCAAAGAGAAGGCCGUGCCAAAGGCAAAAGCCAAAGCGAAGGCCAAAGCCAAGGCCAAGGCCAAUCCCAAGGCUAAGCCCAAUCCCAAGGCUAAGGCCAAGGCCAAGGCCACCCCCAAGGCAAAGGCGAACCAAGCGAAGCCAGUGGCCAAGAACCAGGACCACCUGCCGCCGCACAAGCGGGAUCCACCGAUUUUCGGGUGCCCCAAAUGCCGAGGGAAUCCAAGCGGUUGUGGGCAGUGCCUGAGCCCAACGUACACAGGCCUGCGGCUCCCAGGCCGAGAAGCCUAUCGGGCCCAUAUGGCCCGAAAGGCCAUGGCGGGGAGACCUCCCGUGUCACCAUACUUGGCCAUUUUGGCUGACCAGAUCCGUUGGCUUAACCACGGGCCUUGCAUUGGGGCAAAAGUUUCUCGCAAGUUGUUUGCUUUGCAUGCAAUGCUCGCUCUCUCUCUCUCUCUCUCGCUGUCGUCUCCGUGUAGAGAUACACAGACACACACACACGUAUAUAUAUAUAUAUAUAUAUAUAUAGAAAUGGUGUAUACAAUGGUUUAUGUCGCAUAUAUAAUAAGGUUCUAUUUCUCCAAUUACUUUCGCUUUUCAUUCAAUAACUGA